AGAUACUGCCUACUGCCUGUGCAACUUCGCCGAUGACUCCUUGUCCUUCAGCGUGAAGACCUCUGGUGUCAGCGGCUCCUCUUCUAGCAGGAAUUGGAUAGAGGCUGCAGACUGACAGGACAGAACAGAACCUGAGGGGAACCAGUCAGCUAUUAACCCAGGGAGAGAGGAGCUUCUAGACUUUUGUUUGCUGACAAGCAACUGAAUGAGGGCUGAUGAAACACGCCACAUUUUAGGUCCCACUGUAACCUUAGAAAUCAUCCCUGAAAGAAGAUCAGCGGGAAAGAAUGGGUUCACAUGAAGGAAAGCUCAAAACUCCUCAGACCUACCCAGUACAUUAUGUCAGCUGUCAAUGACACCAAAUUCAAAUUUGCAGUGUUCCUUCUCACUGGGAUACCUGGGCAGGAAAACGCAUAUCUCUGGAUCUCUGUCCCCUUCUUCUUAAUGUAUGUUAUUUCAAUAGUAGGAAAUUCAGUCAUUCUGUUCAUUAUAAAAACAGAUCCAAACCUCCAUGAGCCCAUGUACAUUUUCCUUUCCAUGUUGGCCGUCACAGACCUUGGCUUAUCAAUAGCCACCAUGCCGACGAUACUGGGCGUAUUCUGGUUUGACUCUAGGGAAAUCAGCCUCGAUGCCUGUUUUGCCCAGCUGUUCUUCAUCCACACGCUUCAAUGCAUCGAAUCUUCCGUGCUCUUGCUGAUGGCCUUUGACCGCUUCAUCGCGAUCUGUAACCCACUGAGAUAUGCUUCCAUCUUAACCCUGCCAAGAAUUGCCAAAACGGGACUGGUGUUUGUGCUAAGGGGAGUAGCCCUAAUAUUCCCACUCCCUUUUCUCGUGAAACGGUUCCGAUACUGUCGAGCCAAUGUUCUCUCCCAUUCCUACUGCCUGCACCAGGAUGUCAUGAAGAUGGCCUGUGCGGAUAUCACAGUAAACAACAUCUAUGGCUUGUCUGUUGCACUCUUAACAAUGGGGUUGGAUUCGCUGCUCAUCUUCCUCUCUUAUGUGCUGAUCCUCAAAACAGUACUGAGCAUCGCAUCCUCCACAGAGUGCCUCACGGCCCUGAACACCUGUGUCUCUCACCUCUGUGCCGUCCUGCUGUUCUACAUACCAGAGAUUGGGCUGGCUCUGAUACACAGAUUCGGGAACAGCUCUUCUCACUUUCUUCAGAUUCUUCUGGGCUACGUCUACAUGAUGGUCCCACCCCUGAUAAAUCCAAUCGUGUACAGUGUGAAAAGCAAACACCUUCGUGCGAGGAUAAUCAGGGCAUUUGUGAAGUGA
This is a messenger RNA of Mauremys reevesii (Reeves's turtle), 1275 nucleotides long. RefSeq names its product olfactory receptor 51G2-like. Bases 298 to 1275 code for a protein of 325 amino acids. Lineage: Eukaryota; Metazoa; Chordata; Testudines; Geoemydidae. The transcript is spliced from 3 exons. The record is from RefSeq and is a predicted model, not a curated record. Gene Ontology annotation, cellular component: membrane. Gene Ontology annotation, molecular function: G protein-coupled receptor activity; olfactory receptor activity. Gene Ontology annotation, biological process: G protein-coupled receptor signaling pathway.